Messenger RNA from Ambispora gerdemannii, 1425 nucleotides. The record is from the annotation of a GenBank genome assembly. Lineage: Eukaryota; Fungi; Glomeromycota; Glomeromycetes; Archaeosporales; Ambisporaceae.
AUGAAAAAUCUAAAAGACGAACUAAAUGUGGUGAUUCAAGUAGGUGAUACUUUUGGCGAGAGGAAAUGGUUUGAAGCAAAUACUCAUAUACUACAAGAACGGUCAGUGUAUUUUUGUGCCGCAUUAUCGAAUAAAUGGGCAACAAAACAAGGAGACAAAUAUUUUUUUCAGAAACCAAAUAUUUCUCCACGAAUAUUUGAGACUUUAUUAAGGUAUAUCUAUAAUGACGGUAUAGACUUGCACAGCUUUUGCCCGUUAGACUGCCUAAAUUUAUUAAUUGCCGCCGACGAAAUGAUAUUCGAAGAAUUGGUCGACGAUAUUCAAACAUACUUUAUUAAAAAUAAAUCACUCUGGGUAGAUAAAAUAAUUAUUGAAGUUCUUAAUGUAGUCACGCCUCGUCCUGCAUGCAUGCGUCUAAAUAAUUUCUGUUUUGAAGAGAUUAUUCAACGAGACGCAGAUAUCAUAUUCAGGUCACCGAACUUUAAAUUAUUGCACGAGAUGACACUUGCUUCAAUAUUAAUGUAUGAUGGAUUAAGUAUUCGUGAGAUUGAUAUUUGGCGUGGUUUAUUGAAAUGGGGACAAGCUAAUUCUCCAUUAAGUCGCAAACAUGAAGAUUUUGCAAAAGUAGUCUCUGAAAAGAACAAUGAUUAUUAUUAUUUGUUGUUGAAACAAACAUUAUCCAGACUAUUACCGUUUGUACGGUUUUUUAAUAUUCCCGAAGAUGAUUUUAUACAGUUUGUGAGACCCUUUGAAAUGAUUUUACCGGAAAAUCUUGCGAAUGAGUAUUUUCGAAUCCAUAAAUUUUUAUCAACAACAGUACAUGAGUUAUUCCCUCUUCGUUUCCCACCAAUGAAAAUAGAUUCGACAAUAAUAAAACCGAAACACGCGUCAUUAAUCGCUUCUUGGAUAGACGGAAACACAAAAAUAGAAAGUGACUGCAUCCCACAAACAUUUGAACUGCUGUACCGUUCCAGCCGUGACGGAAUCUCUGCAAAAAAAUUCCACGCUAAAUGCGAUAAAGCAGGCCCAACAAUCCUCCUGGUGAAACUUCGUGAUUCCGAACAAAUACUCGGCGGCUAUAAUCCUAUCACGAACGGAUUUAAACGUGCCUGGUUUACAUCAUCGCGUGGCAACGAAACAGGAUUCGUAUUUUCAUUUUCAAGUGAAAAGUUCAUCGAGGGCGCGAAACUGUCAAGAAUAGUCAAUCAUCUUUGCGAUUUAGGAGUGCAAGAUCAUCCAUUGAAUGGGCCUUGUUUUGGGACUGGACCAGAUUUGUGGGUUAAUAUAAGUGCUAGCGGAGGGCAAAAGAUUGGUCAGUCUGUGAGGCAGACUUAUGCUGAAAAGAUUUUUGGGACACAGGGCUUUUUUUCGUGGGUUGAGUUGGAGGUGUUUGAGGUUAUUGAUCCGAGAGCUAAAGAUGAUUAA